AUGCAACCGAAAUUCAUCGCCCUCACUGUUGGCUCCUUCUGCGGUGUUUUUGCAACACUUCCCAGAACAUUUGAGCUUCUUGUAUUCCAAAACGGCCAAAGAAUUGGCUGCAUCAACGGGUACGGCAACUUCAUCACGGGCAGCUUGGCUUGCUAUCCAUUCAACACUGUCGGAACCCCUGUCGAGAAGGUCGCCAUCCGUGGCUACGAGCCCUGCAGCGUAAGCAACGGCAGUCUUGUCUGUUAUCAAGCAGUCGGGCCGUCAUCUCUGUACGGUCUCACCGGCGCCGACCUUGAUCUCAUCGGCAACGGUACACUAUUUUCGGCAGAUUCGUUGCCCCAGACAUCUGAUAGGGUCGGCGUUCCUGUAGAUGUCGGUGAUGAUGGAAUCGGUGCCAUGUCUCUUCAGGUUAGAGGUCUCAGUGGAUGA
Molecule: messenger RNA, 429 nt
Organism: Colletotrichum acutatum
Lineage: Eukaryota; Fungi; Ascomycota; Sordariomycetes; Glomerellales; Glomerellaceae
Exons: 2
Coding region: 1-429 (142 amino acids)
Source: RefSeq, a predicted model, not a curated record